Ricinus communis (castor bean) is the source of this 3408-nucleotide messenger RNA. Its product is annotated as dynamin-related protein 3A. Bases 345 to 2858 code for a protein of 837 amino acids. The record is from RefSeq and is a predicted model, not a curated record. Gene Ontology annotation, biological process: mitochondrial fission; peroxisome fission. Gene Ontology annotation, cellular component: mitochondrion; membrane; peroxisome. Lineage: Eukaryota; Viridiplantae; Streptophyta; Magnoliopsida; Malpighiales; Euphorbiaceae. The transcript is spliced from 20 exons. Gene Ontology annotation, molecular function: GTP binding; microtubule binding; GTPase activity.
AAUAUAUAAUUUCUUCUUUAUAAUCUUUAAAUAAAACUUAUAAAAACACUGCUUAAAUUUUAAACAACAUUUAACAAAAAAAUAAAAAUCAUCAAAGGUGCGCAGGUUAAAACCCUUGACGCCCACCGCUCAUUUUAGCAAUUCAUUACCCAGGCAAGAACUCACACCUCAGUCCAUUUCCCAAUCACAUACUUUGUGAGAUCUCUCUACAUCUAUACACAAACACGAACUUUCUCUCUCUGAAGAAUAUCAAAUUUAAUUCUUUUUAUUUUCAAAAUUUUCUCUCUAAAGAAAAAUCUCGAAAAAACCCUAGGGCUUCGAGUUUCAAACAACUGGAUCCAUUAAUGGCAGAGGAACCAGCAUCGCCGUCACAUGCGGCGGUGGCGGCUUCACAGUCACAGGCUGCGCCGCUAGGUUCAUCAGUGAUUCCCAUAGUGAACAAACUACAAGAUAUAUUCGCACAGCUGGGAAGCCAGUCGACGAUCGAGCUGCCGCAAGUGGCGGUGGUCGGAAGUCAGAGCAGCGGGAAAUCAAGCGUGCUGGAAUCUCUGGUCGGGAGAGAUUUCUUGCCGCGUGGCAACGAUAUUUGUACGCGACGACCGCUUGUUUUGCAGCUAUUGCAAACUAAGAGAAAAGCUGAUGGUAGUGAAGAAGAGUGGGGAGAGUUCUUGCAUCUUCCUGGAAAACGGUUUUUUGAUUUCUCUGAUAUCCGUAGAGAAAUUCAAGCUGAGACUGCUAAAGAAGCUGGGGACAACAAAGGUGUCUCAGACAAGCAGAUUCGUCUGAAGAUUUUUUCACCAAAUGUCCUUGAUAUCACACUUGUUGAUUUACCUGGGAUAACGAAGGUUCCUGUGGGCGAUCAACCUUCUGAUAUUGAAGCACGAAUUAGAACCAUGAUCAUGUCAUACAUUAAGAAACCAAGCUGUCUGAUUCUUGCUGUUACACCAGCAAAUUCAGAUUUAGCAAACUCAGAUGCUCUUCAGAUUGCAGGAAAUGCUGAUCCUGAUGGUUAUAGAACCAUCGGUGUAAUUACCAAGUUGGAUAUUAUGGAUAGAGGUACUGAUGCUCGUAAUCUGUUGCUUGGAAAAGUGAUUCCUCUUCGACUUGGCUACGUUGCUGUUGUGAACCGCAGUCAAGAGGAUAUUAUACUCAACCGGAGUAUCAAGGAUGCACUUAUAGCAGAGGAGAAGUUCUUUCGCAGUUGUCCGGUCUAUAAUGGUCUAGCUGAUCGGUGUGGUGUUCCUCAGUUGGCCAAGAAAUUGAACCAGAUUCUGGUUCAACAUAUUAAAGCCAUACUACCAGGGCUGAAGUCACGCAUAAGUUCUGCACUGUGUUCCUUGGCAAAGGAACAUGCAAGUUAUGGAGAAAUCACCGAAUCCAAGGCUGGUCAGGGAGCGCUUCUCCUAAACAUUCUUUCAAAAUACUCGGAGGCAUUUUCCUCAAUGGUAGAGGGCAAAAAUGAAGAGAUGUCGACAUCUGAGCUGUCUGGUGGAGCACGUAUUCACUACAUAUUUCAAUCUAUUUUUGUGAAGAGCUUAGAGGAGGUUGAUCCAUGUGAGGACUUGACUGAUGAUGACAUUCGAACUGCCAUUCAGAAUGCUACUGGUCCUAAAUCUGCACUAUUUGUACCGGAAGUGCCAUUUGAAGUUCUUAUUCGAAGGCAAAUAGCCCGUUUGUUAGAUCCAAGUCUCCAGUGUGCUAGGUUUAUAUAUGAUGAAUUAAUAAAAAUUAGCCACCGCUGCCUAGUCAAUGAACUGCAAAGAUUUCCUGUGCUAAGAAAGCGUAUGGAUGAAGUUAUUGGAAACUUCUUGCGAGAUGGUCUUGAACCAUCAGAGACAAUGAUUGGCCACAUUAUCGAAAUGGAGAUGGACUACAUAAACACCUCACAUCCAAAUUUUAUUGGUGGGAGUAAGGCUGUGGAGACUGCCCUGCAACAGAUAAAGUCCGCUAGGGCUGUUUCUCUACCUAUGCGGCAGAAGGAUGGUAUAGAGCUUGAUAAGGCACCGGCAUCAGAGAGGAGCGUCAAGUCCCGGGCUAUUCUUGCCAGACAAGUAAAUGGAGUGAUGACUGACCAGGGAGUUCGUCCUGUGGCAGAAGUAGAAAAAGUUGCACCCCCGCCAGGGAGUGCAGGUGUUUCAAGUUGGGGUAUUUCAUCAAUUUUUGGGGGGAGUGAUAAUUCCCGUGUGUCUGCUAAAGAGACUGCAAUAACCAAGUCACAUAUUGAACCUGUUCACAACAUGGAUGCUUUAGAGCAAAGCAUGUCUAUGAUCUAUUUGAGAGAGCCUCCAACUAUCUUGAGGCCCUCAGAAAGUCAUUCAGAGCAAGAGUCUAUUGAAAUUGCAGUCACUAAAUUGCUCUUGAGAUCAUAUUACGACAUUGUUCGGAAGAAUAUCGAGGACUCUAUACCAAAAGCGAUUAUGCACUUUCUGGUGAACCACACAAAGCGUGAACUGCACAAUGUCUUCAUUAAAAAGCUUUACAGAGAGAACCUGUUUGAAGAAAUGCUGCAGGAACCUGAGGAAAUUGCCAUGAAAAGAAAGCGGACCCGAGAAACACUCCGAAUUCUUCAACAGGCUUAUAAGACAUUGGAUGAAUUGCCAUUAGAGGCUGAAACAGUUGAAAGGGGGUACAGUUUGGGUGCUGAUCCAACAGGAUUACCAAAGAUCCACGGACUUCCAACAUCUUCAUUAUAUUCUACCAGUAGUGGUUCCAGUGACUACUCAGCUUCUCCUAAGAAUCCAAAGUCUCGCAAGUCAUCUCACUCAGGGGAGCUACAAUCUCAUUUUUAUGUUAACGCAGAUUCUAAUGGAGGUUCGCGGCCUUACAUGCCAGGUCUCUAUCCAACUGUUGAUCUGUAAGCCGUUUAAGUAUGCACAUUGGUCGAGCUUUUCCUUAAAUGUUGGAAUGUAUUGUAUUCAUUUGAUGGCCAAGUCCCUCUUCUUAGAACUUAGAAGGUUGUUGAAAUUUCAACUCCCGGAGUUGGCCCAGCGAUUGACAUGUGCGAGUCGGAAGUUGUGCAUUACCUUCCAUAUGUCUUGAGUAUGAUAUAGUAUAGGAUUAAAGUUUCAUUGUUUUACAAGGCUUCGGCAAGAAUAACAGGGAGCCAAUAAUCCACUUCUUUUUGCCCCCAUUGGAAACAGCAAGAGCUCUACAUGUAUUUUUGAUCAAGUUAUCUUUUGAAAUUCGUUCGCCAUGGUGUUUCCUGAUUCCAAUUUAUUUAUCAUGUUCACUAUCAUCUAAUAGAACAUCAACAGAGUGCUUAUAGUAUAUUUUACUGAAAUUAGUUGCUGUCAGUGUAGUGUAUAAACGGCAUUCACACUUGAGAUGUUUACAUUCUCGAGUUUUUAAACAUGUUGAAAUUUAUUUGAGUUCAUGUUAAUAUUUAGAACUAUGAAUUUCUUCUUUUUU